AUGGACUCCAUCGAGUCCCAGUUGGCUACCGUCGUCCCUGCUCCCGUCACCGCCGCGAUCAACGGCGGCGAGGGCAAGCGGCUCGCGGCCCUAGAGCUCAAGGACGGCACCUGCGUCCAGGGUUACUCCUUUGGUGCCGAUGUCUCGGUCUCUGGCGAGUUCGUCUUCCAGACUGGAAUGGUGGGGUACCCCGAGACUCUUACCGACCCCUCCUACCAGGGACAAAUCCUCGUCUGCACCUUUCCGCUGAUGGGAAACUACGGUGUUCCCUCGCGCGACACCGAGGACCCUCUCCUGCCCGGCAUCCCGCUUCACUUCGAGUCCAAGAAGAUUCACGUCGCUGGUCUCGUCGUUUGUGACUACACCGAUGAUUUCUCCCACUUCCUCGCGACUUCUUCUCUUGGAUCGUGGCUCAAGGAGCAGGGUGUUCCUGCCAUCUACGGCGUUGACACGCGUGCCCUCACCAAGACCAUUCGUGAGAAGGGUUCUAUGCUCGGGAAGCUCAUGAUGGCUACCGAGGCCGCCUCCCCGUCCCCGUCCAACGACUGGCGCGCUGGUUUUGAGUCAGUAGAAUGGGACGAUCCCAAUGUCAAGAACUUGGUCGCCGAGGUCUCGGUCUCCGAGCCAAUCACCUACUAUCCCGACCCCAAGACUGCCAUCAAAAAGGCAAACGGCCAGAACCUCAGAAUCCUCUGUAUCGACGUCGGAAUGAAAUUCAAUCAGAUCCGCUGCUUUGUGUCUCGCGGUGUCGAGCUCAAAGUCGUGCCUUGGGACUACGACAUCCUCUCGGAAGAAGGCUACGAUGGUCUCUUUGUCUCCAACGGUCCUGGUGAUCCCGCCACUAUGUCUUCUACUGUCGAGAACCUCGCCGUCGCGCUCAAGGAGGCCAAGACUCCCAUCUUUGGUAUCUGUCUCGGCCACCAGCUUCUUGCUCGUGCCUCUGGCGCCCAGACCAUCAAGCUCAAAUUCGGUAACCGUGGCCACAACAUCCCCUGCACGAACAUGAUCAACGGCAAAUGCUACAUCACCUCGCAAAACCACGGUUAUGCCGUCGACGUCACUACUCUGCAGUCUGACUGGAAGGAACUUUUCGUGAACGCCAACGACGGCACAAACGAGGGUAUCUACAACACCAAACUCCCGUUCUUCUCCGUCCAGUUCCAUCCUGAGUCUACUCCUGGUCCCAGAGAUACCGAGUGGCUCUUUGACACCUUCAUCGAGUCUGUGCGCAAAUCGAGCGAGCUUGGGCAGCUCGUGCCUGUGACUAUGCCUGGUGACACCAAAGAAGUGGCUGAGAAGAAGACCCCCAGAGUUGACGUCAAGAAGGUUCUUGUUCUUGGCAGUGGUGGUCUCAGUAUCGGCCAGGCCGGUGAGUUUGACUACUCUGGCUCGCAGGCUAUCAAGGCUCUUAAGGAAGAAGGAAUCUACACAAUCCUCAUCAACCCCAACAUCGCCACUAUCCAGACAUCAAAGGGUUUGGCCGAUAAGGUUUACUUCCUUCCCGUCACCCCUGACUUUGUCCGCAAGGUCAUCAAGUACGAGCACCCCGAUGCCAUCUACGUCACUUUCGGUGGUCAGACCGCAUUGAACGUUGGUAUCAAGCUCAAGGAUGAGUUCGAGGAGCUCGGAGUCAAGGUUCUCGGUACUCCCAUCGACACAAUCAUUACCACCGAGGACCGUGAGCUUUUCGCUCGCUCGAUGGAGGAAAUUGGCGAGAAAUGCGCAAAGUCCGCGUCGGCCUCAAAUAUGGACGAAGCACUCGCUGCCGUCGAGGAUAUCGGAUACCCAGUCAUCGUCCGUGCUGCUUACGCUCUCGGAGGUCUCGGUUCGGGAUUUGCAGAGAACAAGGAGCAGCUCGUCGAGCUUUGCAACAAGGCAUUCGCUGCCAGCCCUCAGGUUCUUGUUGAGCGCAGUAUGAAGGGCUGGAAGGAGAUCGAGUACGAGGUUGUCCGUGAUUGCCGCGACAACUGUAUCACAGUCUGUAACAUGGAGAACUUUGACCCUCUUGGAAUUCACACCGGUGACUCGAUCGUCAUCGCUCCUUCGCAGACUCUCUCGGACGAGGACUACAACAUGCUGCGAACCACUGCCGUCAACGUCAUCCGUCACUUGGGCGUUGUCGGAGAGUGCAACAUCCAGUAUGCUCUCAACCCGUUCUCCAAGGAAUACUGCAUUAUCGAAGUCAACGCCCGUCUGUCGCGUUCGUCGGCCCUGGCCUCAAAGGCCACCGGCUACCCCUUGGCUUUUGUCGCCGCCAAGCUCGGUCUCAACAUCCCUCUCAACGAGGUGAAGAACUCAGUCACCAAGGUCACUUGCGCGUGCUUCGAGCCUUCGCUUGAUUACGUCGUUGUCAAGAUCCCCAGAUGGGACUUGAAGAAGUUCACCCGCGUCAGCACUGCUCUCAACUCGAGCAUGAAGAGUGUGGGUGAAGUGAUGGCCAUUGGCCGAACUUUCGAGGAGGCCAUCCAAAAGGGUAUCCGCUCCAUCGAUUACCACAACCUCGGAUUCAACGCCACCGAGGCUCUCAUGUCCAUCGACAUCGACACUGAGCUUCAGACUCCCUCCGAUCAGCGCCUGUUUGCUAUCGCCAACGCUCUCGAUAGCGGAUACAGCGUCCAGAAGAUCUGGGAGCUUACAAAGAUCGACACCUGGUUCUUGAACAAGCUCGAGCGAUUGAUCAAGUUCGGCAAGUUCACCAGUGAGUUCAACACCAACACUAUCUCUCCCGGACUCAUGAGAGAGGCUAAGCAGCUCGGCUUUGACGACCGCCAGCUUGCCAAGUUCUUGGGCUCUAACGAGUUGGCUGUUCGUCAGCGCCGACUCGAAUUCGGCAUCACGCCUUUUGUCAAGCAAAUCGAUACCGUCGCUGCUGAAUUCCCUUGCUUCACCAACUACCUGUACAUCACCUACAACGCGUCUCAGCACGACGUCGCCUUUGAUGAUCAUGGAGUUAUGGUGCUCGGAUCUGGUGUCUACCGCAUCGGAUCCUCUGUCGAGUUCGAUUGGUGCGCCGUCCGAACCGUGCGCACUCUUCGUGCCAGCAAGGUCAAGACCAUUAUGGUGAACUACAACCCCGAGACUGUCUCGACCGAUUACGACGAGGCCGACCGUCUCUACUUUGAGAGCAUCAACCUCGAGCGCAUUCUCGACAUCUACCAGCUCGAGCGCUCGAACGGUGUCGUUGUCUCUAUGGGUGGUCAGACCUCCAACAACAUUGCCCUGCCUUUGCACCGCCAGAACGUCAAGAUUCUCGGAACCUCGCCCGAGAUGAUUGACUCUGCCGAGAACAGAUACAAGUUCUCUCGUAUGCUUGACAGAAUCGGAGUCGACCAGCCCGCGUGGAAGGAACUCACCAGCAUUGACGAGGCUGCCGAGUUCUGCGAUAAGGUUUCCUACCCCGUUCUCGUGCGUCCGUCGUACGUGCUUUCGGGUGCUGCGAUGAACACAGUCUAUUCGAAGGACGAUCUCGCAAGCUACCUGCAGCAGGCUGUCGAGGUCUCGCGCGACUACCCUGUCGUUAUCUCAAAGUACAUCGAGAACGCCAAGGAGAUCGAGAUGGACGCUGUUGCCAAGGACGGUAAGAUGCUCAUGCACGUCGUCUCUGAGCACGUCGAGAACGCCGGUGUUCACUCUGGUGAUGCUACCUUGAUUGUGCCGCCGCAGGAUCUGGACCCCGAGACUGUUCGUCGGAUCAUUAAGGCCACCGCGAAGAUCGGAGACGCGCUCAACGUUACCGGUCCUUUCAACAUCCAGUUCAUCGCCAAGGACAACGAGAUCAAGGUUAUUGAGUGCAACGUUCGUGCCUCGCGUUCGUUCCCCUUCGUCUCAAAGGCGCUCGGCGUUGAUCUCAUCGAGCUUGCUACAAAGGCCAUCAUGGGUCUGCCUGUUACGCCUUACCCCUCGCCGGCCGAGCCUGUGCCGUCUGACUACGUCGCGGUCAAGGUUCCCCAGUUCUCGUUCUCGCGUCUUUCUGGUGCGGACCCCGUUCUCGGUGUCGAGAUGGCCUCGACCGGUGAAGUCGCGGCUCUGGGACAUGACAAGUACGAGGCUUAUCUGAAGGCCUUGGUUGCUACUGGCUUCCAUCUUCCCAAGAAGAACAUUCUGCUUUCGAUCGGUUCUUACAAGGAGAAGAUGGAGAUGCUUCCUUCUGUGAAGAAGCUGCACGAGCUGGGCUACAGCUUGUUUGCUACCGCCGGUACUGCUGAUUUCUUGCAGGAGAACGGCUUGCCUGUCAAGUACCUCGAGGUUCUCAGCGACGAGGAGAACCAAAAGUCGGAGUACUCGCUCACGCAGCACUUGGCCAACAACCUGAUUGAUUUGUAUGUCAACCUGCCGUCUGCGAACCGCUUCCGUCGCCCGGCAUCGUACAUGUCCAAGGGCUACCAGUCGCGUCGUAUGGCUGUCGAUUACUCGGUUCCUCUUGUUACGAACGUCAAGAACGCGAAGCUCUUGGUCGAGGCUCUUGCGCGCAACUUCGCGCUCGGUGUGUCUAGCAUCGACUCUAUGUCGAGCCACCGCACCGUUGUCCUCCCUGGACUCAUCAACAUCGCUACCUUCGUGCCGGGAUUGACGGUCCAGGGAAGCACUGACUUUGAGAAGGUUUCCAAGGCUUCGAUUGCCGCUGGUUUCACGAUGAUUCGUGUGAUGCCCACCGGUAUCAAGAGCUCGCUCACCGACGCUAGAGCUCUUGUCGUCGCCCAGGGUAACUCCGAGAAUAGCGCGUACACUGACUACAACUUCUCAGUUGCGGCCAAUGCCACCAACUCGCAGCAGCUGAGCCAGGUGCAGCUCACUGUCGGAUCGCUUUACAUUCCGUUCAACUUCUUGUCGGAGAACAUCAACAAGGUCGCUGCCGUGACUGAGCAUUUCAAGGUCUGGCCUGCUCUCAAGCCGAUCGUGACUGAUGCUCGCACGACCGACCUUGCGUCGAUCUUGCUUUUGGCUAGCUUGCACAGCCGUCCUGUCCAUAUCACCAAUGUUACGACCAAGGAUGAUAUCGGAUUGAUUGCUCUGAGCAAGGAGAAGGGUCUGCAGGUUACCUGUGACGUUUCGGUCUACAGCCUGUUCUUGUCGCAGGAUGACUACCCCCAGUGCUCGAGUUUGCCCGCCAAGGAGGACCAGGCCGCGCUCUGGGAGCACUUGGCUGUCAUUGACUGCUUCUCUGUUGGCGCGCUUCCCUCGCAGCUUGCCGCUGACGUUGGCGAGUCUAUCGUUCCCGCUAUCGGAAUUGAGGAUACUCUGCCGUUGCUGUUCACUGCUGUGCGCGAUGGUAGACUUACUCUUGAGGACAUUGUCAGCCGGUUGCACACCAACCCCAAGAUGAUCUUUGAGCUCCACGAUCAGCCCGAGACCUCGGUCGAAGUCGAGAUUGACCGCGAGUUUAUCAAGAAGUCGUCUGGCGUCUGGUCUCCGUUUGCUGGCAAGAAGAUGUCCGGCUCGAUCCUGCGUGUCUCGCUCUACGGACAGACCGCGUGUUUGGACGGACAGGUUCUGGUGCCUGGCACUAUCGGAAGAGACAUGUCUGCUUCCGGAGCCAGCAAGUUCGAGCGCACUCGCUCGGUCACCGCCAACGGCGCUGUCGUCCCGGUUGCUGACCCGCGCUCGCCGCAGAUCGGCAAGUCGAGCGGUUUCGACCAGGCCGACAUGCUUUCCACGCCGGCGUCGUCCAAGGCCGUCGAGCAGAUCUUCAACGCGCCGGCUCUUGCUCGCGAGGUCUCGCCUCCCGCGUCGAUCACCGCCACUCUUCGCGGCAGCAACCCGUUCAUCAGACAGCACAUCCUGUCUGUCCGCCAGUUUGAGCGCAGCGACUUGCACUUGCUGUUCUCUGUCGCGCAGGAGAUGCGUCUCGCGGUCGAGCGCCAGGGUGUCUUGAACAUUCUGAGCAACAGACUGCUGUGCACGCUCUUCUACGAGCCGUCUACACGUACAAGCUCGUCAUUUGAUGCCGCCAUGCAGCGCCUUGGUGGUCGUGUUGUCAACGUGAGCGCGAGCAGCUCUAGCGUCGUCAAGGGAGAGACGCUCCAAGACACCAUUCGCACUGUCGGCUCGUACGUCGAUUGCAUUGCUCUCCGCCAUCCUUCGGAGGAGAGCGCGGCUAUUGCUGCCAAGUACAGUCCUAUCCCCGUUCUCAAUGCGGGUAACGGAUCUUUGGAGCACCCUACUCAGGCUCUUCUUGACCUGUUCACGAUCCGUGAGGAGCUUGGCACCGUCAACGGAAUCACCGUGACCUUCAUGGGAGACCUCAAGUACGGCCGCACUGUGCACUCUCUUUGCACUCUUCUCCAGCACUACCAGGUCCGCGUGCAACUCGUCUCUCCUCCCCAGCUCAGACUGCCGGACGAGUACCGCGAGGAGCUUGAGCGCGCUGGCAUGCUUGUGCUCGAGACUGCGGAGUUCACACCGGAGGUUGUCGCCAACACCGAUGUGCUGUACUGCACUCGUGUGCAGAAGGAGCGGUUUGCGGACCUGGCUGAGUUUGAGAUGUUGAAGGAUACCUACAUCGUCGACAGCUCCUCGCUCAAGCACGCCAAGAAGCACAUGUGUGUCAUGCAUCCUCUGCCUCGUAACAACGAGAUUAGCGAGGAGAUUGACUUUGACCAUCGUUCGGCGUACUUCAGACAGGUUCGUUUCUAUUUAUUCGUUCAGUCUUGCUAG
Myxozyma melibiosi is the source of this 6654-nucleotide messenger RNA. RefSeq lists its product as uncharacterized. Gene Ontology annotation, molecular function: dihydroorotase activity; ATP binding; carbamoyl-phosphate synthase (glutamine-hydrolyzing) activity. The record is from RefSeq and is a predicted model, not a curated record. NCBI's taxonomy places the organism in Eukaryota, Fungi, Ascomycota, Lipomycetes, Lipomycetales, Lipomycetaceae. The transcript is spliced from 4 exons. Gene Ontology annotation, cellular component: cytoplasm; cytosol. Bases 1 to 6654 code for a protein of 2217 amino acids. Gene Ontology annotation, biological process: UTP biosynthetic process; L-citrulline biosynthetic process; L-glutamine metabolic process.